Molecule: messenger RNA, 1221 nt
Organism: Musa acuminata subsp. malaccensis (wild Malaysian banana)
Lineage: Eukaryota; Viridiplantae; Streptophyta; Magnoliopsida; Zingiberales; Musaceae
Source: RefSeq, a predicted model, not a curated record
UCCUAAGUUCCCACCUUUACCUUUCCUUCCUCCCCUAUUUCCACCGAUUCUUUCGCCGUUUCCUCUAUCGGAUCGAUCAAGAUUCUCUUGUUUCUAAUUAUCCGGUCAGUUGUUACUGCCCUUCAAUCUUGAUUCCUCAGAAGCACGGGGAGAAAUCUUGAUCUUUUGAGCCGGAUUCGUUCAUCCUGUCUCCGAUUUGAUUUGGUUGUCAAAAAAGCUUACUUCUUGAUCGAUCCGCUGCAGCUUUAAUCCUUCUUGACUACUGAUAUUUCCUUUCCUUUUUUUCUUGUUGGAAAAAUCGUUCCUUUUUGGGUUUGAGCUUGAAUUUUGUUUGAUUUCUUUUAAAUACGUCCUGAAACCCCCCUUUUUUUUCCCACCCAUCAUUCCGAUUCGAGUCUUCGAAGAUCCAUCUUUUAUCGAUCUAUGAAACUUAAUUCUUAGUUAAUAAUCCUGUUCGGCUUCAAUCUCCUCGAUUUGCUUGUGUUCGCAUCUCUUCCACGGCAUCAAAUGGCUCGAGAAAGCUGUAAUCUUGACAAAGACGAAGCCGAAAUCCUCAAACCUUCCUCCCCUUCUCCGUCGACCCCUGCUCCUCCAUCAUCGUCCCCUGUACCGCCGUCCCUGUUCUUGAAACCCUGUGAGGAAUCGCUGAACCUGAGAGCGGAGACUCCGGCUACAGAGACCGCCGUCGCGGCAUCUACCACGCCCAAGACCGACAAGGAGUCGAAGCCUGAGGAGGAAUCCAAACCGCAGGUACGAUUCAGCAAUAGGUGCUCCACUUGCGGGAGAAAGGUGGGGCUGACCGGAUUCCGGUGUCGAUGCGGGGAUCUCUUUUGCGGUCGCCACCGGUAUUCCGACGUCCAUGAUUGCUCAUUCGAUUACAAGGCGUUGGGGAGGGAGGAGAUUGCUAAGGCUAAUCCUGUGGUCAAAGCUGCCAAGAUUAUCAAGAUCUAGGGUAUAAAGCUUUCGCCUUUCCAUGCUUCUUGUCAUUUUACAUCUUCAAUUGCACCCAUCCUUGAUCUGUUUGGUGGCGUUGAUAUAAGUUGAAUACAGGUUGAAUCUUUUUAUCCAAGAGAUUAUUUCAGAUAAUUAAUUUGUUCUCUUUGAUCUUGAGAUUAAAAAAAAAAAGAUAAUACUGGAAUGCGGAUUUAACUUUUGUAUUCCUGCAAGUAGUUUUACCUUCCAAGCGAUCCCAAUUCUCAUCAAUUUGUGCAUUAGCUUUCA